GCCUCCUUCCUCUCCCGUGACUUCAGCCCGCAGAGUUUUCCGUCCUGUGUCAGGAUAACAUCGUAAACGAGGACCACCUGACGGUAAGACCGGACUAAAUGGAGGCAGCGGAGGAAACUCUCACUUACCUGGACGACACCGGACUUCACAGGAAGCUGCUCCUACGGGACAAGGACAAGAAACACGCGCACAGCAAAGGCGAGACAAGAAGCGAGGAGUCCAACUAUGUGGACCUGGACAUGAAACCGACGGACGGCACAAGGACAGUGAAAGUGUCUUUCACUGGCGAGGGAAACCAGCUGUCUGUCAUCAAGUGCGACAGUUUGAAGUCGGGGACCGUGGACACGCGUGGAUGGGUCUCAGGUGAGCCUCCGCUGGGAACUCUGACCAAAGUUGCCAACAGUGAUCAGGAUUCAGAGAAUGACAGGCAGCUCCAGGCCGAGCUCGACCCCAGUGACUGCAGCGAGAAUGUGCGCAAUGAGAGUGAUGAGCUCCGCUACACGGACAUGUAUCUGAACAGCAAAACCGAGUCUGACGACGGAGCCAGCGUGGUUCUGUCCGACCAGUGCGGCUCCGACACCGUGCAGGACGAGUCUCACUACAUCACCACGCACGAGAUCCAGCUUACCGAGCUCGACCACGAUGUUGAUUACGACCUGGGGCGCGGGACUUGCUGGGAGCUGGAGGACGACAAUCUGGUUUACUCCUUUGUGGAUUACGCUUCUUUUGAAAGCGAUGAAACGCAUGAGGGCACUUUGAUAGAGGAGAGCAGGAGCCAGGCGAAAGUGCAGUCUAAUCUUGGCGGAGCAGUUGUCAGCACCGAGCAGGAGGAGAGUGAUCUUUGUGACUGGGACAAAUGCGCCAGCUCAGAUGAAAGCGUUGGCAAAGACCAAAGCGAGGACGCACACGUAGGGGGAAUCCACUUAUCAAUAAAAGCCACCUCAAGACCAGCGAACGAGCCCGUCGGUGGCCCCGGGAGCCCUGGCGCCAGAGUGGGGCCCCUGCGCGAUCCAGUCCCAUAUUUCAUCCCCGCUCCAGGCCGUCAGCACCUCGCUUCCAAACUGAGACGCAAUGACAUUAAUGAAUAUUUCAGCGAAGCGUCCAGUUCCAUCAGUGAGCUGGAUGACGCCGAUAAAGAGGUGCGCAAUUUAACUGCCAAGUCUUUCCGGAGCUUGGCGCGUCCAUACUUCGAUGCCAUUAAUCUCAGCACCUCUAGUGAAUCAUCUAUGUCGGAAUAUGGGCUAAAUAAAUGGUCGGCCUAUGUGGACUGGAAUUAUGAAGGAAAAGAGCGGGGCGUAAUUGCGCACAAGACUCCCAGAUCAACGCUGGAAAUGAAUAAGAGCGUGGACACUGAGAGGCGUGGCGAGUUCAUAACCGACGCGACAGCUCCACAAACCAACUUGCACACAGUGAAUAAGACAACAACUCCUCAACAAGCUUCUAGCAAAAAGCUCGAAGUGCAAGAUCCAGUUCAGUCACAACAGCGAGAGGUGACGCUGAAUGUUCACUGUAACGUAGAAGCACCUGACGGAACCAGGCGUCACAAAUCCUCCAAAAAUGCACGAUCCAGUGAGGUCAGUGGGACUGUGUUGUCCAGAUCACAGUAUCGUCAAUAUCAUGUCACAGAAAGCGACGGGGACACAAACAACAGGGCGACGUGUGCAUCAAGUCUGUUGAAAAAUGUGAUUUCUAAAAAGAUGCAGUUUGAACAGGAGCGCAAACUGCAAAGGGGUCAAACUUGUAACAGACAUCCAGCGCUGUCCUCAGACAGGAGCCUGGGGAGAGGCUUGCUAAGACAAACGUCAGAAUCAGGCUCAGGACUGAGUGGUUACUCAAAUGAUGAUCAGUCCCUGGAUGGCAGCAGACCCAGUUCCUGUGGGGUUUCAGAACAACAGAAAAGCACAGAACCACCAGAUGAGUCAAACAAGGGACAUGGGCAUCCAAAAGGCCAGCUCAGCCACAGUCAGAGUAGUGCGUUUGAUUCCCUGAAAGUAGAUGAGCCAGAGCCUGCAAAGGAGGCAAAGCACACAGUUGUAAGUGACACUCAGUCCACUGCAAAGGAGGAAAUAGACACCAGCAGCAUGCUUACAAAACUGCUUUUUGUUCCAAGCUGGCAGAUUCUUUCAAGACAGAGGGGUUUUAAUGAAGACUUAAACCACACACCUGCUACAGGAACCCAGAAAUGUCAGUUCAAAACAGGCAAUAAUGGAAAAAUAAUAGGUAAAGACGAAAUGGAGACGGGAAUAAGACCUGAAAUAAAAAUACAUCUGAGAAGUGUGAAAGAGAAUAAAGGCUGUACACUGAAUAUUGCCAACCUUUUAACCCCAAAAAUAAGUUAUAGCUCCGUUAACACGUUCAGGACAGCCGGUGAUGCUAAAUGCCACAUUUUAUCUGCCACAGAUAAAUUUCCUAAUUUUGCAGUCAGAGACGUAAGAGAAACCAAAUGCAAGUUUCAAACACCGAUAUAUCGUGUCAGGGAUGUGCGUAAAUUGGUAAAAAGCUCGUAUCGCUUUGUGUCUCUGGAUAAAAGUGAGAGUAAACGUUCCACAGCAGCUGAUAAAACUGAGGAAAAGGGCAAAAUGGAACCUGUUAAACAUUUGUCCAACACUUCUCCUAUUGUGAUCAAAUGCCACUCUGUGAAAACAAACGCUACAUCACAGAAACAAGCAGAGGCAAGAAUCCCACACCAGUCAGACUUUCAGUCAAGUACUGACACCAAACCACUGUCAAAACAGAGGCAGGACAAGUUCACAGGUGAGACAGCAGAGAGGAGAAAUGAGCCUGCAAUACCAAAACAGGCUGCAAUAGAGAAGAUUAAAGCUGCAGUCAAAACAAUGGAGCAGCUUUAUGUUUUUGAUAGAAAUGAAUGGAAGCGUAAAACUCAAGCCCCACAACCUAUUGCGGGCAGCCACGUGCGUUCACUCAUUGCCAGGGAGGAACAGGGAGAAGAGCAGCUGGAGGCGACCAACACUGACAGGAUUCCUCAGGCUUUGAUUCCCACCACACAAACAGGAAAAGCACAGGAGAAAGAAGGAGCUGCAAAUGUCAUGCAUGUCCCGUUUACCAGGGACACUUUUAAGUCACAGCAGAGUAAAACAUUCAGUAACAGAAGUGUUCUUCAUUUUGGCAACAACAACAAGGCACAUGUCAGCAUUAGUUCAGCGAAUAACUCUGUUCCACAAAGCUCUGUACUGCAAACGUCAACUAUGAAAAGCUCCAGAGCACCAGCGGCUCCACUGUCGGUAAAAAUAGAGCCCACAAAACACAUCCAGGUGGAGCAGGGAAAGGUCAAAAUCAUUCCCACUAAUCCCACCGUCACACAAGGGGGCUCAGACUCAGAGAACUAUUUAACCAUACCAGGGCAGGGGUACACAAGCGAAAUCCCACUGCGGAAUCAGGAGCCUGCUUCAACGGAGGGGAAUUUACAUGUCAGUCAAGCCCAUACAUGUGACUCCCAGACACCUGAGCAGAAAAGAUCUCCUUUAAUCAUGGAUUAUCCAGCUGCAAGCAUCUACCAUCAUGCUGCUGCAGCAGCAACAAGAGCGCCACAAACUCAACAGCAGGUGACGUCCAUCUCCUCCUCUGACCCGACUGCGCCACCCUUCCCACAAAGUCAGCGCAAGAUGCUUUUGGACCCUUCUACAGGACAUUAUUACCUGGUGGACACUGCCAUACAGGCCACCACAAAGCGACUGUUUGACCCUGAGACAGGCCAGUAUGUGGAUGUACCCAUGCCCCAUUCACCUGUGGCACCUGUCACACCUGUGCCUCUCUCUCUGUCACCUGUGACCCUGAGCCCAGGAGCCUACACCCCCUCGUACAUGAUCUACCCGAGCUUCAUCCCCUCGCCCACGCUCCCAGCUCAAGCCGUGUUGCCACACCUUCCGUGUCACUCUGAGGACGCAGGUGUAGACAAGGUAAAAAACGCCAGAAGUCCUAGGCUGGAAACUAGCACAGCAGGUGCAGAGAGUGUGUACUACAGCGCAACAGGAGAGGCUCCACAGGGGGCGCUGCAGCUACCUGUGAGCUGCAGAGGAGGUGGAGCCAGCUCUGAGAGGAAGCCAGUUAUCAGCAUCACAACACAACAAGGUCCAAGAAUCAUCGCGCCUCCUUCCUUUGACGGAACAACAAUGAGCUUUGUGGUGGAGCAUCGAUGACCAAGAAGAUAUCUCAUUAUACACUUCUCCUGCACAGAAUCUGCAUUCAUUCACCGUAAGUGUGGUCUUCCCCCGUCGUCCCUCCACGCCACAGGACAACCGCCUCCCCCCCCCCCCCACUGUGUUGUUGUGUUGUUUAUUCUUGUAGCAGACAUGACUGUAUCAUCUAUGCAUUGCAGCACUUUGUAGGGUAAAGGCAUUCAGCCACAUGCGCUGGUUGAUGCUCUGCCAUGUUGCUAUAUAAAUCAGCUUUGAAAUACUUUCCAUUCAGUUGCUCUGUAGAACAUGAAUCGCUGCUGAAAUGCUGUUUGUCUAUUCAAAAGGAAACAAGGCAAGUUUUCUUUUACAAUUCAGUGUAACUCAGUAUCAAACCACUAUUAUUACUACUAUUUUUAUUAUUAUUAAUAUUAUGAGAAAUCAAGUCUAUGAAACAACAAUUCAAAAUAUUCUCCUUAACACCAUCAGUCUCUCCUGUUUGGUAUGAAAUGAUUGGCUGCUCCUAAUAAAGCAGUUAGUUUCUGUCACAGUGGAACCUAAAAAGCAACAUUUGUUGACCAUGGAUUUAUAAAAAGCUGGAUGCAUCCUAGUGACAUAGCCUUGCUUUCAAUUUAUCCCAGUGGCCAAAUGUAGCACCACAACAAAAGCACUUCUAGUCCCAGAACAUGAUUGGGUUUUUUCAUCUUGUGCUAAAAAGCAGAGAAUCUUAUGUGUACAAAAUGACAAUCCCAUGUAAGAGUUAGAGCAGCAAGAGUGUUUUCUAUGACAUUCUGAGCUGAAUUAGCCGUGUUGUCUCCAUUUUAUAGAUGUGAUAAUAUUUACAGACACGUGACUUUGGAGUAAAGUAAAAUUAUCUCGAUAACACGCAGGUGAUAAUGACGUGUGCACAAAUAACACAAUAAUAACAUGUUCCAGGACGUUAGGGGCUCCGUAAUUUCCACCAAAUAUCACUAUUAUUAACAUCUGAACACAUGGGUCAUGUUCAAAGCCUGGAGGAUAGACAUUUGGUUCUCAUGGUGACCAGAAAACUCAUGGUGUAUUACAGCAAUACUGCCUAAAGGCGCUCGUAUAUAGGGAGCUGUAGCGUUGUUCUCUUCUUCUUCGGUAGGAAUGCGUCCUAUUCCCUGCAUCCAGACUUGUUCAGCCUCCCAAUGAUGAAGGUGGAUACAACAGCACCCUGACACGCCAGAGUAUACCGGGGUCCUGUCACAUCUGCUGUGACAUGCGUAUGACGAAUGUUAUGUUAAUUUCACUACAGAGAGACUAAAUGACCUCUGCAGUUGGUCAAAAGGAAAGAUGUAUAUAUUGGUAUCGGUUAUCAGCCCUAGCUUUCCCGAUAUAUCGGCAAAAACUCCAAUAUCGUGCAUCCCUAUUUAUGUGGAAUGGGCUGCACAGCUCAGUUAGCAGCCAUAAAGAUAGGCUUUUGCAUUAUAGCUUUACUAUAGCUAACUAUAACUUUUUGGCGCUAUAGCUGAAUCAAUUGGCAGCAUCUUGUGAUUCAGUAUUUAGUUCAAUAAUUAAUCCAUGGCUCUGGGUAAUGUUGUUCAUUGGGAUGUCUUUAAAUGACUCUAAAUUGUAAAUAAAGUGACAUUUAAUGUAAAAUUAAUAUCCAGUGUUUGGUUCUCAGGUUUACUGUGGCCGCUGUGCAUUAGACAUUACAUAGUGUCACUUUAAUUCAAACAAAAAUGUAAAUGCAACAUUCAAAGUGUAUUUUACACAGUGUUGUUGUCAAAGUCAGGGACCACAUGUCUGCACUGAAUUGAUCAAAUUUGAUGGGAAAUGUGGAAUCACAUCAUCUUUUCUUUUACAGUAACUUCAGUCAGAAAAGGAUUCAAACAUUUGCCUGGUUAAAUAAAUAGACAAUAACAUGUGUCACACUACUACACUCCCCCAUCACUUUUUUCGACCUAAAGUACAUGCGUCAUCCGUGCGGUGACUCACAAAAAGCGGAAAAUACCUGAACUACUGAGGUGUCGUAUGAAUCUGUGUUUUUAACAUUUUUAACUGCAACGCUCCUUAAAGAAAAGAGAAAAGAGAAACACACCAUGUGUGUUGAUGAGUAACAGAGCUGGGACUCAGGUCUAACAGUUUAUACUUAAGGUCAUUAAGUAUUGUUGGGUCUUAUGAGUCAGAGCCAGCUUAGACAUUUAGGGGAUAACUUCCUCUACUGGUCUAAGUUUAUUUUACACUUUUGUGUAAUGAGAUGGGAGUCAGUGCGUGUGUGUGUAUGAAUGUGUUUGCGUGUGUGGCUGUGAGUUAUGUAAGGAAUUUCAACUUUCUGUGGUCAUACAACGAGGAGUCAUGUUACUUUAGGGCGGACCGUACAUGUGCUGAGUGUGACUCUGUGCUUUACACACAGCAGGGUCAUUUUCCCUGUAAACCACCUGACCUCCGUCUGAGUUUUCUAUUAUUAUUCAAAUGAUACAGUCGUUUUCAAUCCUGCUUUCUGUUCACUGAAGUCCGUUUGUUUUCCUGCCCUGUUUCCUUUUGAAUAUGAACUGGAGCAUCAUUGUUCACUAUGCUUAACUUGACUCAGUUAUGACAGCAUAUCAUGUAGAAAUCAAGCUAUUUUUUGGCACGUUUUAAGACUAAAUACAUUUUAGAGGUAUUUGGAGCUGCUGGUCAGUCUGUGUACCUUCAUCCUGUAAAAUACAUGUUAUUAAACCUCUGUGGAAAAAAAAAGACCAUGUAAAAAAAAAAAAGCCCUUAUCAGUUAAGUACAUAAUGAAUUCAUGCAGUGAUUUGGAAGAUUUGUUGUUGCAUGUGUCAGACAUGGUUUGCUGUUGAGAGGAGAAUGUCAUUUAAAUUUAACUUUGUACAUUGAAUUCAUAACCUGCUGUCAUUGUAAAUGAUUGUGUUUAAAUUAUUAUUUUAAAUUCAUUUGCCCCCGAGGCAAUUAAAAGCAACGCAAGUCAAAUAUUUAUUUGGAGAUUCAAUUUUGAAGGAUGUGAUUGUCUACCUCCUGAAAGUAUUUAUUUGAACAGCAACAUACCAAAGGUAGAAAAAUAUAAAAAAGCAUCUUUUACUAACUUCAGAUCAUUUAUUUUAAUACAUUUACAUAUCAUUUUAAAAACCCUGUGAAAAUGAUUGUGUCACUCACAAAUAUAUAUUUAAAUUUGUACGCUCCAAUAAACCAGCGAUUAUGAUGUUGUCCUAAAUACACAGAACCCUUUCUUGUGGAUAAUAUUCAUUUCUUGUAUGACCUUUAUCUGUGAAUAAUAACAUUGUACUUAAUGCACUUGGAUUGUCACUAUUUUGUUGCCAACCGUGACCGCAAUGAAUGGGUGUAAACCUUGGUGAUAGCAGGAGCACGACUAUAUGUAUGUAAACUUAUUGUAAAGUGAAUCGUUUGCAAUAGAUUCUGAUGGAUUUCGCCCAAGGAUGCACUGUAACAUAGGUAAUAUCAUGUGUUUUAAAACAUUCUUCCAGGUGUCCACCUACAAACCUGCUGACUUUGAGAUUAAAUAUGGGGAAGUGACUGUGUUAUUGCUUGCUUUUGUAUCAGAAAAGAUGGGAAACUGAAAGUGAGAUGGUUUGAGCUAAGUUUGUGAGGAUAAGAGAACGUAAAAGGGCAGAGAAGUGAAUGAAAGCACAGUCAUAAAAGUGACAUUGUACUGUAUGUUCUGUGACUGUGCUGCAUGGCUGCCCCAGAAAAAGACAAGAGGUCAGGACGACAGCAGAGCGGCACAUUGAAAGGACAAGUAAGUGCUGUGUUUGCACUUACUUCACUUGAAAGUAAUGACUGUGAUGAAUGUGUGUAAUGUAGACCGACAAGCCUACAUAUGUUUGCAAUAAAUUCAAAAUGCAAGCAACUGAA
Molecule: messenger RNA, 7971 nt
Organism: Solea solea (common sole)
Lineage: Eukaryota; Metazoa; Chordata; Actinopteri; Pleuronectiformes; Soleidae
Exons: 2
Coding region: 99-4157 (1352 amino acids)
Source: RefSeq, a predicted model, not a curated record